AUAUUAUAUUAUAUUCAGGAAUGGUUUAGAUGUUCUGUGGUUUUAUACAUGUAUUGCAGCUGUUAUCCUCAGCACCUCGGCUGUUUCUGUGCUCCUGCAGUGUUUUGUUUCUGUACAGGAGUAGUGUUUUGAGAGCUAACACCGUCGCUGAUGAAGCUGUCAGUGAAUUCGAGGCAUCAGAGUGUCACGUUUUCAAAUGUUUUCUAUUUAGCCAGCUAACGUUAGCUGUUAAAGAUCUGUGAGAUCUUGGUUUUAAACCAGAGAUUUAAUUUCUCUGGAUUCAGCAGAUAACAGCGGUUAGCAUCCCGGUUAGUUAGCAUGUAGCUAGCUAAAUAUCUGGGUUAGAUCAUGAAGGAACUUGCAGCUGGUAAAGUGUAACACGUGAUUAAACACAAUUUCUUGCUCUAUUGUGUGUCAAAGCAAGUUUAACAACAUUUUUUCAGCUAGAAUCCUUCAGAUUUUUACUCAGUUAUUCAUGUCAAAGCGCAUAGAUGAGAUGAGAAUGGAUUAGAUUCAGCUUUAUUGUCAUUGUGUACAAGUGCAAAGCAAACAGUUAGCAUCUAACCAGAAGUGCAAACAGCAAAGUAGCACUGAGGAGAUACUCAGAUGAGGGAAGAUGAGAGUAAAGUGCAAGUGACAAAACAAUGCAAAUGGCAUGAUGUACGCUACAUGGCCAAAAGUAUGUGCACCCCUGACCAUCACACCCAUUCGUGCUUGUUGAACAUCUCAUUCCAGAUUUAUUCUCCUUUGCUGUUAUAAUGAGCUCCACUCUUCUGGGAAGCUUUCCACUAGAUGUUGGAGCGUGGCUGUGGGGAUUUGUGUUCAUUCAGCUACAAGAGCAUUAGUGAGGUCAGGCGCUGAUGUUGGGAUGUCGAGGAGGUCUGGGGUUCAGUCGGUGUUCCAGUUCAUCCCAAAGGUGUUCAGUGGGGUUGAGGUCAGGGCUCUGUGCAGGACACUCGAGUUCUUCCACUCCAACCUUCACGCACCAUGUCUUCAUGGAGCUCGCUUUGUGCACAGGGGCAUUGUCAUGCUGGAACAGGUUGGAGCCUCUUAGUUCCAGUGAAGAGAAAUUGUAAUGCUAAAGCACACAAAGACAUUCUAUACAACUUUGCGGCAGCAGUUUGGAGAAGAGUCACAUAUGGGUGUGAUGGUCAGGGGUGCACAUACUUUUGGCCAUAUAGUGUAAACAUAGUAAACAUGAGUCCAAAGACAUGGAUAAAUGUAAUGCAAGACAGUAGAGGACAAUUGAACAUACAGUAAGUGCAAAUGGAAGGUGUAUAAGUUGAUAUAUCAGGGGAUUACACCAUUAGCACUAACUACUAGUGUAGUUCAGUAACCGUGAAGCUAAAAGGAGCAGUGAGAAGUUAUGACAGAGGAAUUUCUCCAAUUUUCUUCAUCAUGACCAAACUUCUGGAGUGGCUUCUGGGUGUGUCGCUGGUUGCCGUUGCCUGGGGACUUGUGACCUUUGACCUUCUUGGCUUGCAGUUGCCCGCUGUGUACAAGGAGGUGGCUUGGCCCAUGCCUGUGUACCUGCUGGUGGUGUUUGGGUGUUAUUCUCUGGCAACAGUCGGUUACAGAGUAGCCACGUUUAACGACUGCGAAGAUGCAGCCAGAGAGCUGAAGGCGCAGAUACAAGAGGCUAAAGAGGACUUAAAGAAGAAGGGCCUGAAGAUGUGAGGACUUUGUUGGAAAUGGUGGACGUUGCUGGACUGUAAUAGACCCCCUUUCUGACUCAGCUAUGCUCUUUUUUUGUGUCUCUGUGACUUUCUCCUGUUUGUUAUACAUUUCUGACUUGAGACACUGAGAGAUCACCCGGGAACCAUCCUAAAAUGUCAGUACCUGAAAUCAGAUGUAGAUGUUCUUUUGAAUUUUUCUUCAAAUGCAGUGCACAUCAUUAUAGCAGUCCAUAUAAAAUUAUAUAAACAAAUGUCUAGAAUGGAAAUGUAGAAUGUGCUGAACUGGCUUCUCCAAAUGGAGACGUCUCUGUGAUUUAUUAUUAUUUUUUUUAUGUAUUUUUGGUGUCCCAGAAGUCAGAAGAAUCAGAAUUUGGAGUCAGACUAACUAACAACGUGGUUGCACAGCGUCAUGCUUGUGUGAGUUGACUGUGGCGUACGCUCGGCCCUAGCAGCACUCGAUACAGGGUUGAUUUUUAACAAGCUUGAUAAUAGGAUACUAUUGUUCUAGAAAUACACACACUGGGGCAAAGGAAUGUCUGCAGCAGAAAAAAGUCAGCGCCAUGUUACUGUUUUAAGUUACUGCAGCUGAUUGUGUAAUCCAUAUACAUGAACUAGUGCCUGUAUUCACAAAGCAUCUUAACAUGGGAGGGAGUGCUGAUUUCAGAUCCUGUGUUUUACUACAUGGGGAAGGGAACCUGGUCCGGUCACUAAAAGGUUUUAUGAAUAUUACCUCUUGCAUGGGUUUUUUUUUUGGGUUGUUGCUUUCUGUUGGAAACUGUUAGAAGAGUCUCCUAAUUUCCCUAACGGCUGUUUUUUUUUUGUCACUGUAUUGAAUGGGUAAAAUCUGAGUGGAAAACUAGACUGCAUUCCAUAUGUAACUACACUGUGUUCUAAAUUUAGUCCAAAUGUUUAAUACAGAUUAUUUACGA
This is a messenger RNA of Pangasianodon hypophthalmus (striped catfish), 2605 nucleotides long. RefSeq names its product dolichyl-phosphate mannosyltransferase subunit 3, regulatory (gene dpm3). The coding region runs from base 1399 to 1677 and encodes 92 amino acids. Gene Ontology annotation, biological process: GPI anchor biosynthetic process. The transcript is spliced from 2 exons. Lineage: Eukaryota; Metazoa; Chordata; Actinopteri; Siluriformes; Pangasiidae. The record is from RefSeq and is a predicted model, not a curated record. Gene Ontology annotation, cellular component: dolichol-phosphate-mannose synthase complex; endoplasmic reticulum membrane.